AUGCAAAAUUCAAACCAACACAUUAACAUUUCAAAGCCGCUAGCAACCAUUGAGAAGUUUAACAAGACAGCAGUUGAGGUUCAGUCAAAUACUCGUCAAUUAGACAAGACACCAACACAGAGACUGCUGCAGGUGAUUGGGAAAGAUAUGAGAAUUAUAGUCUUUGGUUUUAGGCCUCGUACGAAACAGAGACGUGCAAUAUAUGAUGCACUACUGAAGUGUACAAAGCCAACAAUAUUAUGGGAUCUUUAUGCUUUUAUGGUCGGGCCUUCCAGUUUUCAGAACACUUCUUCGUUGGUGCGCUUAUUAGAUGAAUAUUUUCGACUUAUUGGCAAAGUUUCACAUCAUGCUUCAAUGGACAUGACUGAAAGUGGGUCCUUCACCUUGUCAAAUGACUUAUGGAGAAUAAGUGGUGUGAAUUCCAGUUAUACAAUGUGCCAGAAUUAUCCAUUUGCUUUGGUUGUUCCAAAGAGCAUUAGUGAUGAUGAAGUGCUCCAGGCUUGCAAAUUCCGUGCAAGAUGCCGACUGCCUGUAAUUUCUUGGUGUCAUCCUGUUACUGGCGCAGCUCUUGCACGUUCUUCCCAGCCUUUAGUUGGUCUCAUGAGGAAUAUGAGGAGCAACAUGGAUGAAAAACUUGUGGCUGCACUUUGCAGCAACCUUGAUGGCAAGGAGAAAGCUAUAUAUCACUGAUGCGAGACCAAGGAA
Messenger RNA from Lathyrus oleraceus (garden pea), 705 nucleotides. Its product is annotated as phosphatidylinositol-3-phosphatase myotubularin-1-like. The transcript has a single exon. The record is from RefSeq and is a predicted model, not a curated record. Gene Ontology annotation, molecular function: phosphatidylinositol-3,5-bisphosphate phosphatase activity; phosphatidylinositol-3-phosphate phosphatase activity. The coding region runs from base 1 to 690 and encodes 229 amino acids. NCBI's taxonomy places the organism in Eukaryota, Viridiplantae, Streptophyta, Magnoliopsida, Fabales, Fabaceae. Gene Ontology annotation, cellular component: cytoplasm. Gene Ontology annotation, biological process: phosphatidylinositol dephosphorylation.